AUGGAGAAAAGAACAAACCCACCUGAUAAAGGGUACUGGUCUGAUAAGGGGAGUUCUAUGAGUGUAAGAUGUGGCAGAAGUGAUUCAAAGUGGAUGGAUAAGAAUUUUGUAGAAGAUUUUGAGCCAAAUUCCUCAGAUGAGGAUUAUGUGGAUCAGAUCUUUAGGCGUAAGCCCAAAGAUAAGGGGAGUUCUAUGAGUGUAAGCAGUGGCAGAAGUGAUUCAAAGUGGAUGGAUAAGAAUUUUGUAGAAGAUUUUGAGCAAAAUUCCUCAGAUGAGGAUUAUGUGGAUCAGAUCUUUAGGCGUAAGCCCAAAGAUGCAGAAAGUGGCACUCAUUCUUUACAGGAGAGUCUAUUUUCUGUUAUUCCUUCUUUAGUUACUGAUGAAAUGAAUGGGUUGUUGCUGGCUGAAGCUUUUGUAAAGGAAGUGAAGUCUGUUUUUUUCUCGAUAUAUGAUGAGUGGUGUUUUGGAAUAGGCUUGCUGCCUUGGUGGAAUGGUGAUUAUACUGCGCAAAGAGACACAGCCAGAGGGGACUGCUAUGGUCUUUUAGUGAGGUUAUGGUGCCUUUACUUUGUUUUUUUGGGGCCUUGGUUUGUAAUGUUUUUGACAGUCAAGACCAUCCCUGGACAAGCUUUUGUUUGUGCAGCAUUAACUGAAACGAAGGUGGAAAAGAGCAAGGAAUCUUUUGUCACCAAAGAUAGAGAUGUUCAUUUGAUUUUCGGCAUGAAGAGAAAAAAGAAGGAUCAAAUUUCAAGCUCUAAUGACAACUCAUUACUUGUGGCGGGAAUGCAGUGUGGCACAGAAGAUGAACGUUAG
Molecule: messenger RNA, 813 nt
Organism: Ilex paraguariensis (yerba mate)
Lineage: Eukaryota; Viridiplantae; Streptophyta; Magnoliopsida; Aquifoliales; Aquifoliaceae
Source: the annotation of a GenBank genome assembly